Molecule: messenger RNA, 3667 nt
Organism: Oldenlandia corymbosa var. corymbosa
Lineage: Eukaryota; Viridiplantae; Streptophyta; Magnoliopsida; Gentianales; Rubiaceae
Source: the annotation of a GenBank genome assembly
AAAAAAAAAAGGAAAAUUUUUUAUUUUCAGACUCCUCUCCUACUAUCAAACUAAAAACUGCUUCCUUCCCAUCCCUCUUUUUUCUGCCAAUAACUGCUACUACUCUUCUACUAAUCUUCCAUUUCUACAAACACCAUUCUUCGCUGCAAUUCCUCUUCCAUUCCCUCGAAUAUUUUGUUGAAUUCCCCAUCCCCCCCCCCCCGUUUUUUUAAUUGGGCAUUUGAAACACGAAGAAACGCACAGCGAAUUUGGCGGUAAUUUGAAGCGGUUAGGGUUCUUAUUUGUUGGUUUUUUAAUUGGAAAUCCCUUUUUUUUUAAGGGUUAAUUAAUAAUAGCCUAUCUCUUCUCUUCUGGGAAGGGAUUCCUUAAUUUCGUGAUUUGGGUUUCUGUUUUCUUCCCCUGAGGUGUCAAUUAAUUGGUGUAAAAUUAAACUGUGGUGGUUGUUUUUUGGAAUUCGUUUUGGGCUUUCCCCUUGUCGGGAUAAUUUUGUGGCUAUCGAGCUGGUGAUUCCAGAAACAACCCAUUAAUUGCUGGCGUCGCAUGUUCUUUUCUUAGUAUAUUUUUUGGUUUAAUUUGCGCCCUACUGGAGGUGGGUUCCUAUUUGGUGAUUGUGUUCCACAUAGAUUAAUGCUGUGAAAGAAGUAUUAUUGGGUUAGGAUUUGGGUUCUGUUAGACCUGUUAUGGUUGUUUAACCUGUUAUUAUCCGUGAGUAUGGAGGGGUGAAAGUUCGGUUUGUGGGUUGGAGCGUCCAUCUUUUCUAUCUGAAAGAUGAGACUUAGAAGACAGUCGCAUUGAUCAUUGUGGCGGUUGUUGUUUACUAAGGAAUAGGCCGAUUGAUCAUAGGGGUAGUCACUAGUAUUCGUUGUUGCCGUUUGAGGCUUUCUAAUAAAACCGUGAACUCAGUUUCGUUUGGAGCUCUUGUGGGAGUCCAUUGAGUUAAUCCAGGAACUCUGCAUGUCGUUUUAAGAGAAUUUUUCGGUCAAGGAAACACUCACAGCGUUUCUUUGUAUAUUUGAUUCUGAAUAUGGUCCUAGCCGAUGGAAAGAAGUGAACCUGCGUUAGUUCCAGAAUGGUUGAGAUGUUCUGGAAAUGUUGCCGGUGGCAGUCCCUCAAGCCACCACUGUGCACUUUCUUCUCCCCACGCAGAUGUUUCUUCAACAUGGAGUAGAACCUCCAGAAGCAAUUCCGAUAUUCACCGGGCUCCUUUUCUUGAACGCAAUCAUUCUUCCAACAGUAGGCGUAGUUCAUCCAAUAACAGUCUUGCAAAGCAUCCAUACAGCAGUUUUAAUAGAAAUAAUCGAGAUAGAAACCGUGAAAAGGAUAAAGAUCGACCCACCGGUGGAGACAUCUGGGAUCAUGAUUCUUCUGACUCGUUAGAGAGUGUUUUAACUCUUGGCGCUGAUAAGAGUUCUUUGCGACGUUCUCAAUCUCUUGUCUCCAGGAGAAGUAGUGAUGUUUUACCUCAUAAAUCAGAGGAUUUGAGAAAUGGCAUUAACCAUCAAAAUAGUGCCAAUGGAGUUGGAUUAGGCGGAAGCAACCUAAGUGGAUUUCAGAAGGCUGCAUUUGAUAAGGAUUUUCCAUCUCUUGGGAAUGAAGAUAAGCGAGGAGGAGCAGGUAAUGGGAGGGUAUCAUCACCAGUUUUGAGUACAGCUGUUCAGAGUUUGCCCAUUGCCAACACGGGGUUGUUGGGUUGUGAGAAAUGGACUUCUGCCCUGGCUGAGGUACCCUCAGUAAUUAGCAACAGCAGCAUUGGGAACUCAUCUGCUCAGCAUAGUGUUGUUGCCCCUGCAUCUUCUGUUGCUUCAAGUCCUGCUGGAAAUCUUAACAUGGCUGAGGCAUUGUCACAGGUUCCACGACGCACGCUCGCUAGUCCCCAGGCACCUGAUAAGAGCCUGAGGCUUGAAGAAUUAGCUAUUAAACAGUCAAGGCAGUUAAUACCUAUGACACCUUCCACACCUAAGACAUUGGUUUCAACUUCUUCAGAGAAGUCAAAGCAACCAAAAGGUCCAGUUAGGUUAAAUGAGGUUGUUGUACCUGUAAAGAUUUCGCAGCAGCAGCAGCAAAACUAUUCAUCCCAAGUUUCUAAUCAACCUCGUGCUGGACAAGUAAGGUCCGAUGCUUCGAAUGCAUCUCAUGCUGGGAAGUUUCUGGUCCUCAAGUCAGCUAGAGAGAAUUUAACCAAUUCUGUUGUUAAGGAUGCAUCUAAUCCAACUAACAAUGGCAAUUGCAAGGUCUUAAAUAACCACUUUCCUCAAUCUCCUUUAACUCCGAUCGCUGGAACAAGCAAUAUUGCUCCAAAGGUCUUCACUCUUGAAAAGAAGGCACCUUCCUUGUCUCUAAAUCCUAGACAAAUGGCGGAGAAGAAAGCUUCCUCAUCUCUGGCUCAGAGUAGGAGUGACUUUUUCAACCUUAUGCGAAAGAAGAGCUCGCUUAGCACUCCUUCUGUUCCACACUCAAGUUGCUCAGGUUUAUCUCCUCGUGGAAAUAAGCCUGAUGAAAAUGGCAAAGAAACUGAAACUGCUUCAGUGACCCCUUUUGUUGCUGAGGAUGGGAACGGAAUGAUUGUUAAUGACCAUGCUUGGAAUGAUGCAAAAAGUUUUAGUGACAGUGAAGACAAGAAAGUGUGUGUUAAUGGGGCAGUUUUUCCAGAUGAAGAGGAGGCUGCUUUUCUUCGUUCUCUUGGAUGGGAGGAGAAUGGGGAAGAUGUAGAAAUUACGGAUGAAGAGAUUGUUGCUUUCUAUGAGGAGGUAACUUGAUUAUCUCUAUACUCUUGCUAUUGACGUUGCGGAAGAUGUCUAAUAUACGUGGUCCGCUGUGUGGCUCAAUUCCUUGACUGACUUUGUCUAAAAUAAACUAAAAGCUCGAUCUAGCUUCUCCUAUUUCUUUUAGUAGUCAUGUGGUUUAUUUAUCUUAUAUUUAUUUUUUUAUAUAUCUGGACUAGAAUUGGUGAAGAUCAAGAGAUGAAAGUGAACUUAUUGUUCUAUUCUUCUGUUGUUUAGGCGUGCUAUGAGUUGGAAUUAGUCUUAUAGGAGAGGUUUUUUGUAUGGUUGCUGGCCAGAUCUGUUUAAAUUUAGAGUAGAAGAAAUAGCGGUGCAGUAUCUCUGAGUUUAUGACCAAACAAAUCCAAGAAAUUUGUGUACUUUUUCUAUGCCGUUAUUUUUCUGAAGAAAAUAUCUGAAAGGAUUCUUGUUAACCGUUUGUAACUCACCGCUUCUCUCAUUUGACCGUCAGCCCCAUGUUUUCCUUUGCAAUGGAGACUGUUUUGAUGAAUUAUUCUAAUGUAAAAAUCUGAUAAUAAAAUAUAUUGUUCUACUCAUAUGAAAUAUCUUGCUAUAAUAAUGAAAAAUUGUAAUGGCAACGAUUCUGUAUCACUAGUAUAUUGUUUUAAUUUGGAAUAUCUUUAUACUUCUCCUCUCUUGUGAUUGUGAUAGCUGCUUGGGUAGUAGUUGGUAAUAAUUGACGGUCUGAAUUAAUAUAUAUGAUUACAAUUACACUCUUUAGUGUUCAUUCUUCAUGCUGAAACAUUAAAGAAUUCCUAUUGAAUAAUCCUGGCCAGCUUUUUGCAUAAGUGAGGAGUAUUUAAUCGGUGGUCCUUUUGAGUUACAUUUAGCGUGUAUUUUGUUUAGAUUCCUCAUUCAAUGUGCUCUAUUGAAUUUGUUUUUUUGCU